This is a messenger RNA of Raphanus sativus (radish), 975 nucleotides long. Its product is annotated as LIM domain-containing protein WLIM2a. Gene Ontology annotation, cellular component: actin cytoskeleton; plasma membrane. The coding region runs from base 189 to 800 and encodes 203 amino acids. Gene Ontology annotation, biological process: actin filament bundle assembly. The transcript has 5 exons. Lineage: Eukaryota; Viridiplantae; Streptophyta; Magnoliopsida; Brassicales; Brassicaceae. Gene Ontology annotation, molecular function: actin filament binding. The record is from RefSeq and is a predicted model, not a curated record.
AUAUACACUACUACUACUAUCUCUUUCAUUAUUUCGUCAGAACGUGCUCUCAAUAAUCAUUACCCCUUUCAUCUUUAACUUCGUCUUCUCCACAUCUAACUUUUUCCUUUUUCGAUUUCGCAUUUUCUGUCUGCGUUUGUGUCUCAGAUCGACGGAGAGUAGUGAGCAGAUAGCGAAGAGACAAAACGAUGUCGUUUACAGGAACGCAGCAGAAAUGCAGGGCGUGUGAGAAGACAGUGUACCCAAUGGAGCUUCUCUCAGCUGAUGGUGUCCCUUUUCACAAGUCUUGCUUCAAGUGCUCUCACUGCAAAUCCACCCUUCAACUAAGCAAUUAUUCAUCGAUGGAAGGUGUGUUGUACUGUAAGCCUCACUUUGAGCAGCUCUUCAAGGAGACUGGUAGUUUCAACAAGAACUUUCAAUCACCUGCAAAGCCAUUAACUGACAAGCCAACCCCUGAGCUGACAAGGACACCUAGCCGAGUUGCCGGAAUGUUCUCUGGAACGCAAGAUAAAUGCGCUACCUGCAGUAAAACCGUGUACCCUAUCGAGAAGGUAACCGUGGAGAGCCAGUGUUACCACAAGUCCUGCUUCAAGUGCUCGCACGGAGGCUGUCCCAUCUCUCCUUCCAACUACGCGGCUCUGGAAGGAAUCUUGUACUGCAAACACCAUUUCGCUCAGCUUUUCAAAGAGAAAGGAAGUUACAAUCACCUCAUCAAAUCUGCUUCCAUCAAACGCUCCGCCGCCGCUGCGGCCACAGCUGCUGCUGCCGCUGCUGAUGUAGAAGCCGUCUCUGAAUCUUAAGUUUGAGAAAAAAAGGUGUUACUACCAAAACUGGUUUCAAAUUGUUUUUCUUUGUGUCUGUAAUGUGUUACCCUCACUUAUGCAUGUUCUUGUCUUUUCAUAACGAACCAUGUUUAAAACUCUCUCAAGUUUGUUCUUGUUGUGAACCUAACUACUAUGCAGCUUUGAAAACCAA